Messenger RNA from Schistosoma intercalatum, 5129 nucleotides. The record is from the annotation of a GenBank genome assembly. Lineage: Eukaryota; Metazoa; Platyhelminthes; Trematoda; Strigeidida; Schistosomatidae.
GAAUUUUUAUUGAGGUCUGAAAUUCAUUAAUAUACUUUAAAUUCAAAAACAGCAUUGGUCAAGACUUACCUUCUUGUUUUUUAAAAAAAAUGGCAAUUAGCUAACAUGAAAAUGAGGUUCUUCGAAAUACUACAAACUGGCUAAAUAUUUAGCCAUGCACACAAACAACUGUCUUCCAAUCCUUAUUGCAUACUGGAUCAAUGCCCAUAAAAAUACAACAAUAAGCUUCACUAUCCAUUUGUUCAGUAACCCGUUCAUAGAAUUUUAACAUGUACUAGAAAAACGGUAAUGUAGACGACUUGUAACAUUAAUCAUACACAUCAGGAUCGAAUGCCGUACAUAGAUUGUGGCCUGUACUGAACGCCUUGUCGUUAUCAGCAGGUGAAGCUGAAAUUCCCACCAUGAAAGUGCUUUGCACCGAUUAUUUUGAAAGGCUGUGGACGUAAAUAAAAUAAAAUCAUUACGAAUGUAUGGCAGUUUUCCUGAGCUUUAUUAUAAGGUGUAGGAAACCAAAUAAAAAAACUAGGAUCGCGAAACUCAAAGCGGACAAAAGGGUGCGGAAUAGUAUUUAAGUAGAACUUUAAGUAACAAGACUUUAAAUUUUACCGUUAUAACUCGCAAAGUGAUGGAUAUGACAGCGACAAAGUUUCGACCAAACACUUUAGAAAUUACUUAUUUCAAGGCACAAAGCUAAAUAAACAUAACAAAAUAUUACAUUUGUGUUGACUGAUAUGGAGUGCGUUCCCUAGAAUAAUUAGUUAAGAUUUCGUCGUUGAAAAAUUAUGGAUUGACAAAAACAUCUUAAUUGUAGACGGAAGUAGUAAACUUUGAGAUAUUUUUGACCGUACUUUAGGUUUAAAAAUGAAUAUUAGUUAGGCUUACAUAUUCUUGAAAUUUUUUUACUGACGUUUAAGGGAUUUUUGAUUUUAUUGAUGAAUCUAAGCGUAUGGUAUUAUUUUGAAAAUCAUAAACGUAGACUAAACUUCAACGUACUAUGAGAACAAAGAUUUAAAAAACACAACUGGCUCUGCAGAAACUCAUAUUAAAAGCUUAAUUGAACUAAUUCCAUGCAAGUGUCAUGGAAAAGACCCGUCAGUUCAUAAACUAACGUUAUUAUCAGACACAUUGGAUUUCAAGUACUAUGAUGCAUCGAAGAGCAUAUUGAAUGGAAGUAUGAGCACAAUUGAUAAUUUUGUUACAUCUUUCCAUUUCGAGUGUUUAAAUAGUAACGCAUUUGCGUAUAUUUGUACAUUACUACACCAGCAAACCUUAAUAUGGUAUAAAAAGAUAUUAUUUGUGGCUUAAUUUGCCGAAUAACUAUAAAUACCGCUUUUUAAAUUCAUGAAGAUCAAGUCGCAAGGAAUCUGUUCAAGAGAAUCCACCAAUGACGUGACUAAGAGUCUGUCUUAUUCUGACUACUACAUAUGGUGGCAUACUUUGGCCCCAUAAUUGAAGUUACCACUUUCAGCAUCAAUAUUAAUUCAAUCUGUCAUUUUAGUCCUCCUAUGAAAAAAUUAUGUUUUAUGUAGUAUGUUACAUUUCCAUAUGGUCUAUAAUUUUUCGAGUUCCAAUGACGGUUUAUUUACCUUACCUGAGAGCUAUAGUUACUUAAUACUAAACUAUUAUUAGGAACAAUAACAAUGAGAAGCGUAUAUAGCACACCAUUGUCGCUGUACCUAGGAUACAACCUACCUACCUCACCGCCUUCGAUGGAUCAAGAAAAUCAUGAAAACAUCACCAGUGUAUCCAACUAAGUAGGUAUCCCGUCGAGACAUCAACACCGUAGAUGUCACUUGUCAGUAGCUGGAAAAGAGAGCCUAAAGCAGAGAUUUUCGAAGAUCUUUGGUCAUCCAUCGAUGUCCCAAAAAGGCAUGAGGCUUAAAUAAGCAAUCAACUUUAGGCAACGUUUGACAAUAUUUUUAAUAUAUUGAGGAAAUCGACGUACAUUCAUCAUGCUUCUUGCGUACGCUUAAUUGUUUUGGUUAUACAUUAGUAGUGAUUAACCUACAAAUGGAGUCGUGGAUAUAUCUGAAGUCUUUUACUGAUGCUUUUUGCAUACAUAAUAGCUUUAUUUCUGUUCCUUCAUUUUACGCUUUCGCAUAAAUUUGACUUCUAUUCCAGCUGAAUUAUGAGAAAGUUUAAGUUAACCUUGUCAACAUUCUAAAAGACGUUUGUUACCUUUGUUAUAAGUCCUGCCGAUGAAAAAUUCAUUCUCUUUACGCACAAAUAAUUCAAAUACCGAAGUCAAGCUUCUACGAUCAAAAGAUGACCUAAUACACGAACUCGUGACUUCUGAAAUUAAAUACAUAAGUUACCUCAGGAAGGUUUUAAAGUACUUUGCAAGGCCCUUAAUUGACCGCAGAUACUUGCCAGAAGAUAUACACUCUGAAAUUUUUGGACGUCUCGUGCCCAUCUUAAGUGUCAAUGAAACUCUUCUUGAGUCUGUUUUAACUGUUGGAGUAGAGAAAGCAUUUCUGAAAAUUUCUCCAUGUCUGAAAUUAUAUGCAGAUUAUGCCAACCGCUACCAAACUAACGUUGUGUUUAUGGAGACUUGUAAUGCAUUCAUACCAGGACUAAUGGAGUUUAUAAAUAAACAAGAAAGCUUACCAGAUGUUAAUUUACAGCUUUCAGCACUCCUCAUAAUGCCCAUACAGCGCAUUCCUCGGUAUUCUUUAAUACUCCAAGAACUUGUUAUCAUUUGCCUUCAACUGGACGGUUUAAGUAAUCCCGAAGCAAAUAAAUGUGCCAUUAGUAUUAACGAAGCUGCUCGUCAACAUUUUAUGAUACCAGAAUAUGCAGCCACUCUUAUUUUAAAACUAUCGGAUAAUCAUCAUCAAGUGCAUUACUCUCCAGAAUCUCAUGAUUCAAGUUUUUCAGAUCUGAAACGUUAUAUUCAUAGAAUGUGUGCUUCCACAAUUAUUCUUAUUGCAGGUUUUGCUAGUGUGGUAGCGACAGCAACAUUUUUAAAUGAACAGAUUAGAAUCAGUGAGCAAGCUACUAAGGCCGCUUUAUUGCAAUCAAGACUUUUUGGCAAAUGGUCGCAAAACCUCAUUCUAGUACCUGGGCGUAAACUAUUGAAGUAUGGAUUGGUGAAAAAGGUGAAUUCUCUCGAUGGAGUUGCAGAAACUCGUUUACUAGUGAUUAUGUCUGAUAUACUGAUAUGUGCUAAACCGCGAACCCAGACGGAGUUGGAAUUCAUUUUCAGCAAGAAAAAAUGUGUUUAUAGUCGAAAAUAUCCUAAUCCUUUUACACAGUUUUACGGAAGAAAAAUGUCUUUAGGGUUUAUAAAACAUAUUCGAAAGUCGAAUGACACAAACUCAUUGAUUCACGUUCCUAAAUUUUCUAAAUCAGUCUCACAAAGUUCUAACUCUCAAACUUUUAACGAUUCAACUGAUUUUUUAACAGAUAGUAAAGUUUGUUUUUCAUGUGUUGCUGUCUAUCCUCUUCAUCACUGUCAUGUUCAAAUUCAUUUUAAACCACAUAAUACGUUUCUGCAACCGAUUCCUGAGUCUCCUGAAUGUUGUCAAUCAAAUCAAAACAACUCAGUAUUCAUUUCACCAAUUUCUAUCGGAGGAUUUAGUCGUCACACUGCAUCAACACCAUUGGCGUUCGAUGAAUAUGCAUGUGGAUCAACAUCUGUUGUAAGACUGAAGUCGGAUUCAUUUAUUACCUUCAAUGAAGAUGACUACACAAUGAGACACCCUGAACCUUUGAAUGAAUACAGUUUCACUGUGCACUGUCGUGAUGCUAACUUUACUAUCGUGAAUGGUAAUUUAACUGAAGCUGAAGAUUGGAUAUCUAGUUUGGAGACAGCCAUUCAAGCUGUUAAAACAGCACGAAAAAGCCUUCGUAAGGAAAGCAGUGCGAAGUGGCCAAUGCGUGCUUCAGAUUUUAUUCAAUUUGAACAAUGGCUAGAACAGAAACGUAUAGUCGAAGAGUCAAUGAAAUCUUCUCGAAUCUUUCAAAGGAUGGGAAUGGAAGAGUUGACCAUUGAUAAUCCCCUUUCACCAGUAAAUUUUCUUGAGUCAUCUAGAAUGGAACAAAAACUUGAAGAAUAUCGUAGACGUAAAUCCAUCGGCUGUGAUACCGAAAAAAACAAUCGGCUUUCUUAUAUGUUUUGUGAGUCUGGUAGUCUUGAACUUAAUCCCAAAAAAUCAAAACGUGGUAAACAAUGUGGACUGUUUUGUCAUUCGUUUAUGUCUAAAUUUAAAGAAAAUAACUUAGUUAAUGCCUCAGUACUUUAUCAUUCAAACGAUUCUGUUCGUUUGUUAUCCAUAACAAGCAUUGCUGAUAAGCCCACAUCAAAUUCCAUUCCGUUCAAUACAAGAAAUCAUUUGUACAGCAGUGAUCGUUGUUACCAUUUGGGUGAUACUCAUCGUUGUUCAUUUCCAUCUCAAUUAGCCCAAUCGUUUAGCGGAUGUUUGUGCAUGUAAAAUGCUUGCAAACAGGUAUCUGUGCUCUUAAACUAGUCAAUAGACGCGAAUGAAGCCAAUUCGUAAUAACUUGGAUUAAAUAUACGCUUCUACAUAAACUAUAAGUGAACAGCACUUUCAACUACUCAUGAGCAUUAUUUAAAAUAUCAAAUUGUUGUAACCUCGAAUUCAGAUUUCAUUUUUUCAUUUUGUAUUUUAGAUAAAAUCUUAAAUAAAACCACUGCUUACUCCGAGUAUUAUUUUUAUUCUUAUUCCCACAGAGAAUAAUCAUUCAUCUAUACUGUAUACUUUUGUCUAGUUUCUUCUUUAUACUCUACUUUUUUUCAUAAAUCUUCCAUCUUUUAUUUUUGUAUCCGAUAUUACAGAUGUAUUUUAAACACAAGCGUUGAUUUGUAAACUGACAGAGAUUGUUCCAGUUGUAUCUUGAUGAAAUGUAAUUUUUGUUCUCUUGACUUAUCUUAUACCUUUCCUAUUUUAUACAACUAAAAACGUAAUGCAAACUGGAAUAUUCCAGUUUUUAUUUUAAUUAUGUUUCCGACUUGUCAAUAAUUAUGUUGAUUUCUUGUUUUUUUGUACCACUUAUUACCACUUUGUACUUUUUAAAAAAAUGUUAAUUAUGUAGAAUAAAGCGACUAUUGUUUUUUUCCAAUUUGAGUAGAGCAAGAUAACAUUAAUUAUUAUACUUUGAAAUUUGUC